AUGUCAUUAGUCAAGCUUGCAAAUACAUGUGCCCAUCUACAGAAUUGUUCGAAAGUCAGAGUGGCUUUAACAUCGAUCCCAUACACGAAAUUACAGUUACAAUUUGCAUAUAACCUUUACCAACAAGGGUUUUUGUCGUCUUUGCAAAAGGGGUCAACGAUGGGCCCAGACAAAGAAUAUGUUGAAGUAACACCGGAUAACAUAUCUACCAGAAGACUUUGGGUAGGAUUGAAAUACAGAGACAACAAACCCGUGCUUAGUAACUGUCGCUUGAUUUCUAAACCGAAUUCUAGAAUAUAUUUACCGAUGGAAGACAUGAAAAAGUUGUGUUCAGGUGUAACAAUUAGAAACAUCAAACCUUUGCAGCCAGGGGAACUGAUUCUUGUUCGCGCUGAGAAUAGUAUCAUGGAGAUUAAUGAAGCCAUUGCUAAGAGGUUAGACGGAGAAGUAUUGUGUAGAGUUAAGUGA
Molecule: messenger RNA, 468 nt
Organism: Saccharomyces eubayanus
Lineage: Eukaryota; Fungi; Ascomycota; Saccharomycetes; Saccharomycetales; Saccharomycetaceae
Gene: MRPS8
Product: mitochondrial 37S ribosomal protein uS8m
Exons: 1
Coding region: 1-468 (155 amino acids)
Biological process (GO): translation
Cellular component (GO): ribosome; mitochondrion
Molecular function (GO): structural constituent of ribosome
Source: RefSeq, a predicted model, not a curated record